AACAAACAAACAAACAAACAACAGUCCUGGAAGAUUCUCAUGUUUUAAUUUGAUAAAGCUGAUUGGAGGUAAAAAUAAAUUGAUAAAAGAGAAAAAAAGAAAAUAGAAAAAUCUCCACAUGUUAGAAUAACGUAAGUCUCAAAAACUGUCAUUAACUGAAGUUCUGCAGCUCACUGAAGGCCAGGUGGAGGCGGCGCGUGCGCUUGUUGGCACACCCAGCGCGGGAGCUCUUGAAGGCACGCACAGACACGCGCGCUCACUCGCGGCGGGGUUCACUAGAAGCGACGCUCCGUAGGAGGUAAAGACGGACGAGGCGCGCAUCCGUACUGAGGAAGAGGAAGAGGAGGAGGAGGAGGAGGAGGGAGCGGAGGAAUCGCCUGCAGGAAUCCAGUUGCAAGGUCCGCACAGGAGAGAGGGAAAAUGCGCCGAUAGGAGAUCUGUCAGCUGAUCGGUGACUGACCAAAGACUGUUUUCACGACAUCUUCGGGACGCGGGAGGAACAAGCCCUAUCGGAUAAGUUGUGAUUUCGGGGGAAAUCCUGCUGGAGAUGAAUACCAACGAUGCCAAGGAGUAUCUCGCUCGGCGGGAGAUACCUCAGCUGUUUGAGAGUCUGCUGACAGGUUUGAUGUACUACCGCCCCGAUGACCCCAUCGAGUUCUUAGAAAGCUGUCUGAAAAAGGCCAGGGAGCUUGGAGGGCCAGACAAGGUGCGCUGGGAUACUUUUGUGGGCCAGGAGAAGAAAUCUCUCCCUCCCCUCAAUGGGGGCCAGUCACGCAGGUCCCUCUUCAGAAAUGUGCUGCCCGAAAGCCCCAAUUUCCCCUACAGACGCUACGACCGCCUCCCUCCAAUCAGCCAGUUUUCCAUCGAGAGCGACUCCGACCUGUCAGAGACGGCCGAGCUCAUAGAGGAGUACGAGGUGUUUGAUCCAUGCAGACCACGGCCCAAAGUCAUCCUCGUCAUCGGUGGCCCUGGCAGCGGCAAAGGAACACAGAGCCUGAAGAUUGCCGAGCGCUACGGGUUUCAGUACGUUUCUGUGGGCGAGUUGCUGAGGAAGAAGAUGAUCCACAAUGCCACCAGCAACAGAAAGUGGAGUCUGAUUGCCAAAAUCAUCACCAACGGAGAGCUGGCGCCACAGGAGACCACGAUAACUGAGAUAAAGCAGAAGAUAAUGAAGAUCCCGGAGGCAAAUGGCAUUGUCAUUGACGGCUUCCCUCGUGAUGUUGGGCAGGCCCUGUCCUUCGAAGACCAGAUCUGCACCCCCGACCUGGUGGUGUUCCUGGCCUGUGCAAACCACAGAUUAAAGGAGAGGCUGCAGAAACGGGCCGAACAGCAGGGGAGACCUGACGACAACCCCAAGGCCAUCGACCGCCGCCUGACCAACUUCAAGCAAAACACCAUUCCUCUGGUCAAGUACUUCCAGGAGAGGGGCCUCAUAGUGACGCUGGAUGCAGACCGAGAUGAGGAGGAAGUCUUCUGUGACAUCAGCACGACUUUGGACAACAAGCUGUUUCCCUCCAAAGAGCCUGCAGCUGGCCCCAGUGAGCUGGAUCUCUGUCUUCUGGGUGAAACGAGCAGCUUGGCAGAUUUGGCCUGCAAGUAUGACGAGGUUGAAGAGGAAGUGGAAAGUGUGUGCGCUGAAGGAUCAGUAGAAAGUUUUUGCAAAGAACAGAAGAAACCAAAGGUCAUCUUCAUGAUGGGUGGUCCAGGCUCAGGUAAAACUCUCCAGUGUGAGCGCAUGGAGGAGCGGUUUGGCUUGCGUCGCGUUGCCCUGGGAGACCUGUUGUGUAGUGAGCUGCAGAGUCACAACGAAAGAGGGCGCCAUCUGUUGGACAUCCUGGAGAGAGGAGAGAAACUGCCCGAGGUUGCUCUGCUGGAGCUGCUGUGUGACGCCGUGGCGUCUUCAGUCCGUCAGGGAAAAGGCCUUGUGGUCAGCGGAUUCCCCAGAGACCUGAAACAGGCGCAGGAGUACGAUGCCAAGAUGGGAGAUCCCAGCGCCGUGAUCCUGCUUACUUGCUCACCAGAAACCAUGUCCAGUCGGUUGCUUCGUCGUGGGAGAUCCUCCUCCGGCCUCCUUCCCUCCUCAGACACAGAGAGCUCUCUGAGCAGGAGGUCUGAGAGCUUCUGCAGCGACAGCCAGGAGGUCACAGCUUACUAUGAACGCAAGAAGCUUCUGCACACGGUUGAUGCCGAGACGUCGCCAGACGACGUGUUCCUCCAGAUCUGCCAGACGAUGGCGUCCUGCUCAACCAUCUAAUUCCCCCUUAAACCCCCGCUGCUCAGCAGACCCCCCAGUGAAGACUUCUCUCCCUUUACCCCAUGGACACUCCUCCACACACCCCCACAUUGAACCUCAGUGGUAUGCAUGUUUUACCUCUCGCUCUCUGUCACAUUCUGCUUUAUCCCCUCCAACAUAUGCUGCCAACCGAGGCUCCCUCCUGUACAGAGACGAGCGCCUCUGCUGUGACUGGGAGCGUGCACGCUCUCAUGCACAGCAGCCCGCUCCGUAUUCUAACAAGCAUGCUCCACUUACAGUUCAGCUUCAACUGCCUUUUUGUGCAUUAACUCAAAAGCAGCAGACAAAACUUUGAAGUGUUGCGAUUUCUGCAUUUUUUAUGUUUACCAGCUCAUAGUACAGGUUCUUGUUUGAUAACUUGUCUGGUAGUUAACACUUAAUAAAGCCAGUGCGUUUGACUACC
Molecule: messenger RNA, 2696 nt
Organism: Oryzias melastigma (Indian medaka)
Lineage: Eukaryota; Metazoa; Chordata; Actinopteri; Beloniformes; Adrianichthyidae
Gene: ak5
Product: adenylate kinase 5
Exons: 14
Coding region: 548-2254 (568 amino acids)
Biological process (GO): nucleoside triphosphate biosynthetic process
Cellular component (GO): cytosol; cytoplasm
Molecular function (GO): ATP binding; AMP kinase activity; nucleoside diphosphate kinase activity
Source: RefSeq, a predicted model, not a curated record